Culicoides brevitarsis is the source of this 2106-nucleotide messenger RNA. RefSeq names its product protein enabled (gene ena). The record is from RefSeq and is a predicted model, not a curated record. The coding region runs from base 155 to 1891 and encodes 578 amino acids. Gene Ontology annotation, molecular function: SH3 domain binding. The transcript is spliced from 9 exons. Lineage: Eukaryota; Metazoa; Arthropoda; Insecta; Diptera; Ceratopogonidae.
UGAAAACUGUGUCGUCUCCUGCUUGUUUUCUCACUUAUUAUGGAAGCACGAGCCCUUUAAUUGCUGAAAAGUGUGCUAGUUUGUGAAUCAAGUGUCGCCAAAUCGUAUCGAGUGGAAAUUUCGUGAAAAACCCGUCAUCCCGAGCACAUAAAAGAUGUGCGAGCAAAGUAUUAUCGGCGCACGAGCGUCCGUCAUGGUGUACGAUGAUAAUCAGAAAAAGUGGAUUCCCUCGGGAACGUCAUCUGGCCUUAGCAAGGUUCAAAUUUAUCAUCAUCAGCAAAAUAAUACAUUCCGUGUUGUAGGACGUAAGCUACAAGAUCACGAGGUUGUUAUCAAUUGUUCCAUCCUGAAGGGACUCAAGUACAAUCAGGCAACAGCGACGUUCCAUCAAUGGCGUGACUCCAAAUUCGUGUAUGGUCUAAAUUUUUCGAGUCAACAAGAUGCGGAGGCAUUUGCGCGUGCCAUGAUGCAUUCGUUAGAGGUGCUAAGUGGCAGGAUACCGGCGCCUUUGGGACCCGGUAUGGGAUAUGACGACCUCGAUAUGGGAUAUCGGACAAUGACGCGCGAAGAUGCUGCCAUUAUGCAACAAAACAAUAAUGUUAUACCGAACAAUGUGAUCUCGCCGCAAACACCAACAAGCACUCCUCAAAGUCCGCCACAGGGUCAUCAUCGCACCAAUAGUGCCCCGCCAGUUCCGCCGCCAGCGCAACAAGUUCAGCAAAAACCGAAUUAUCAGCAACAGCAAUCGCAACAAGGUCAAAUCUAUGUAUCAACCCAACAAUAUAAUCAACAGCAACAAAUGUACCAGGGACAAGGCCAAAAUAUGAUACCACCACAGCCGCAAAUACCGAAUAGUCAGUCGCAACCGAAUGCUCGUAACGGGCCAAUUUAUGUACCAUCGAACGUGUCAAAAGUAAAUCAGCAGCAACAAAUGCAGCAACAGCCUCCGAUUCCGCAGCAACAACAGCAAAUUCCAAAUCCGCCUAACAUGUUUGCGCCGCCUCCCAUGCAGCAGCAGCAGCAACCGUCACAAGUUCCGCAGGCUCCGCAAGCGCCGCCGCAGCCGCCACAAAUGAUGAAUAACUACGGACAACAACACGUUCAAGCCAACGGAGGAUAUCCAGCGCAAUAUGGGUCGCAAAUUCCAAUGCCACCUCAAGUGCCACAAGUUAGCAGUCCGCCGCAAGCUGUUCCCCCUCCGCCCGAUUUUGGAAAUGGAAUGACUGCUCCAGCUCCUCCACAGCCGCCAGCUGCUCCAAUGCCAAUGGGAGGCGCAGGUCCCCCGCCUCCUCCCCCAAUGCCAAUGGGCGGAGGCUCAAAAUCAAAUGGCAUGGAUAUGUCAUCAUUAGCUGCACAAUUGCAAGCCGCAAAAUUAAAGAAAAGUCAAACGUUACCCAAGGCGGCGCCGCAACCAACAGAAAAUAGUGGAAGCAGCACAUCAAGCGGAGGCAGUGGAAAUUACGGCACAAUCGGUCGUACUACGGGCGGCAUGGCAUCUAUGAUGGAUGAAAUGGCAAAAACAUUGGCACGACGUCGUGCACAAGUAGAUAAAAAGGAGCCGGACUCAAAUAACGACGAUUCGUCGCGUCAACGACCAUGGGAGAAAUCCAACACAUUGCCACACAAACUUGGAGCUAACAGUAAUUCCAGUAAUUCGAACAGUAAUAAUACAGGAAAUGGAUCCGAGUCACCCAAGCCACUGCGUAAACGGUUCGGAAGCGCCAGCGAAGAAACCAUUUUGAAGCAAGUGAACGGAGAAGGAUUUUCAAUUCCAAGUGCCAUUGACUUGGAAAACUUUAAGGCUGAUAUCAUACAAGAAGUGAAAUUAGAAAUCGCAAAGGCGAAACAGGAGAUAAUUGAAGCGAUCAAGUCUGAAUUUAAUCGUAGGUAAAGCUUCUAAUUUAUCCUUUAAGCGACGAAACGCGACGUGAGUAUUUUUUACAACAAGAUUAUCAUUUAUUUUAAAACACUACAAAAUAUAUCUAUACAACAAAAUCAUUCAUUAUUGUACUAAAAAUAAAUUUAGUAAGAAAAAAAAACAUUCAACAAAAUUAAUUAUUGAAUUGAACAAAAAAAAAAUAUUUAUAAAUAAAAAAAGGUUUAACA